UAGGUCCCUACAUAUAAUUCAUCCAUAAUUUUUCACUCUCUCAUCAAACUCCUUUUUAUUAAACAUUAAAAUUCAUAUUCAAAUUUUAUCCAAACUCCACAAGUUUUAACGCACAUGAUGGGAAGAACCCCAUGCUGUGAAAAAGAAGGUCUGAAGAAAGGUCCAUGGACUCCUGAAGAAGAUCAGAAACUUGUUGAUUAUAUUCACAAACAUGGCUAUGGAAACUGGAGAACUCUUCCCAAAAAUGCAGGUCUACAACGAUGUGGAAAGAGCUGCCGUCUUCGAUGGACAAACUAUUUGAGGCCGGAUAUUAAGAGAGGAAGAUUUUCAUUUGAGGAAGAAGAAACAAUUAUUCAACUUCACAGCAUUUUGGGCAACAAAUGGUCUGCCAUAGCUGCUCGAUUACCAGGAAGAACAGACAACGAAAUAAAGAACUACUGGAACACCCACAUUCGAAAAAGAUUGUUGAGAAUGGGAAUUGACCCGAUAACCCACAACCCAAGGCUUGAUCUUCUUGAUUUAUCUUCCAUUUUAGGGUCAACUUUUUACGAUAAUAAUACUCCCAAUUCCCAAAUGAACAAUUUCUCAAGGUUAAUUGGAAUUCAUAACUCAAUUAACCCUGAAAUUCUUAGAUUGGCCAGCAAUUUCAUGUCCUCUAACAAUAUCUCUCAACAUCAAACUCCAAAUUUUCUGCUACAAAACAUUGAAAAUCAAGAACAAUAUUCCCACAUGAUCAUCUCUCAGUUACAAUUACAACAACAACAACAACAAAUUGACCAAACCCCAGCUCUUCCGCCGCUCCAUGAAGUCUCCGCCGGUUGCAGCCCAUCCACCGCCACCUCUUGCGGCGGAGAAACUCCCUAUUAUUAUUCCUCCGGCCACCAAUUAUUAUUCCCAUCAUCAUCAAAUUUCACCUCUGAGUUUUACUCCCAAAAUUGCCAACACCCAAAUGACGAAAUAGCCUCAAAUAAUAAUAAUUUGAAUGGUUUUAAUUACUCACCUUUAGAACAGUGUGUGGAUCAGUUUCAAAGUUACGAUUUUUAUGGUUCACAUGAAGAUCAAGAACAGUUUCAUGAACAAAUUAUGGAGCCGUCGCCGGAAAAUUCGACUCUGAAUUCGAGCCCAACGCCAUUGAACUCAAAUUCAACAUAUUUCAGUACAGCCAAUGGGAAUGGGACUGAUCAAGAUGAGAAAGAAAGCUACUGCAGCCAAUUUUUCAAGUUUGAAAUCCCCGAUUUUUUGGAUGUUAAUCCCUUCGUGUAAUUCCCAAUCAAUUAGCCCCAUUAAUAUUAUCAUAGAGGCUUUAAUUUUAGAAAUGAUGCCUUGUAAAAUUUUUCCAAUGAUUUUAAUUAUGUGCCUAAAUGUAUAAUUUAGACCAUGUUCUGUC
Benincasa hispida (wax gourd) is the source of this 1387-nucleotide messenger RNA. Its product is annotated as transcription factor MYB102-like. Lineage: Eukaryota; Viridiplantae; Streptophyta; Magnoliopsida; Cucurbitales; Cucurbitaceae. The record is from RefSeq and is a predicted model, not a curated record.